Guyanagaster necrorhizus is the source of this 534-nucleotide messenger RNA. RefSeq lists its product as uncharacterized. Lineage: Eukaryota; Fungi; Basidiomycota; Agaricomycetes; Agaricales; Physalacriaceae. The coding region runs from base 1 to 534 and encodes 177 amino acids. The record is from RefSeq and is a predicted model, not a curated record. The transcript has 2 exons.
AUGACUUGUGGCUCUUGUGUACCUUGGAGUCACUUCCGCUUUUCACAUUACCUUACCCUCGUUGCCGUCGCAGAUCCAACACUAAACUCCGACAGGCGUCCAGUUCCCAUUGCCUUCAAUUGCCUGUUCCCGUUCAAUUUCUGGUCAAUAGAAUGGGUCGGCCUUGUAAAACCAUCGAGAAAGGACUGGGACACAACAUGCAUACCGUCUGUGGGACCAUGGAAACCUAUUGGAAGUGACUAUUCGGAAUGUAAUGCAUCUCGUAUUUCCCAGGCGACAGCUUCAUCACCCAUAGGUAAAGGACAUGUGUUGCCAGUAACAGCUGCUAUUCCUAUCCUGGAAACACACGUAGAACAUUCUCAGGUCGAAAGCCACCAUCAGGAACUUCACUACUCUUGGACGGACCAGUGCGUCCCUGUAAAUCGUUCUUUCUGCAUAUUAUGCAUAGAGAAGGAAGCAAAUCUCGGCGCAGGCCGUAGUCUACGUGUAUCGUUUUCGACAGCUUCACGUUUGUUCUUGGACAUAAUUUCGUGA